AUGAGUCAAAGGCAAACUGCACAGGAUGUGUCACGUAAGGAUAAGAGAAGGCAUAACAUUGAGUCUAAAGUUGGUAAAAUUUACCAAACUUUUGUGUUAGACAAGGAUUCCUAUUACAAGGAUAGACUCACUGCAUUGCAAACUGAUCUGACAACACUGCACCAGGGCAACAAUAAAUCUUAUCUGAGGACAUUACGCGAUUAUGAAGAGGAAAGGGAUUUGGAAUUGGUAAGAUUACGUCUUUUCGAGGAGUAUAGAGUCUCCCGCUCAGGUGUUGAGUUCCAAGAAGACAUUGAGAAGGCCAAGGUGGAACAUGAAAGGCUGGUGAAAUUGUGUAAGGAGAAACUGUACGAAAACAUUCAACAUAAGAUUAAAAUGCUACAGGAGGAUAGGUUACUUAUGGAUGUUGCCAAUGCCCACUCCUAUGCUAUCGACUAUUACAGGGGUAAAUACCAGAAACAUACAAGAAGCCAUGGUGCGAAUGGAUGGGAAUCAUCGUCAAAUGAGGUCGGUGGUGCUGGUACUGGUAGAGGUGAUUCCGCUAACGAAAGUGCUACUGACACAGGUACAGAAAGAAGAUCCCUAAGAAGAAGAGCAGCCACAAAGGGUGCACCGGCAACGUCAAGGUUGGCAAGCCAUGCUGAGGAGUCAGACUUCCAAACCAAUUAUUCAUCAGCACAAGGUGGGACUAAUAAUCAAAAUGCUGGUGGUGGUGGUCCCAUUUCUGCAUUGAAAAGCCAGGAUGCACGUUCGACGGAUGUCAAUUCUGAUUCAGAAUUCAUGCAAGAUAUAAGCGACCAUGCAGAGCUGUAUGCAUUACUAUUUGGAGAAAAGGAACAAGAUAAUAGAACCAGCGAAAGAAGAAAACAUAGGACAUCACAAAGGUAUACUGCUAAAUCUGCACCUCCAUUACCUUCUUUGAAUCAAGAUGAAGUCUCCGAAGAUAUUGCUAUGAUACGUCAAAUGACAGACCAACCACCGGCACCCUUCAAACCGAAGACAUCAGAAUAA
Messenger RNA from Zygosaccharomyces rouxii, 1011 nucleotides. It is a transcript of the gene SDS3, whose product is annotated as Sds3p. Gene Ontology annotation, molecular function: histone deacetylase binding. Gene Ontology annotation, biological process: negative regulation of transcription by RNA polymerase II. Gene Ontology annotation, cellular component: Sin3-type complex. The transcript has a single exon. The record is from RefSeq and is a predicted model, not a curated record. Lineage: Eukaryota; Fungi; Ascomycota; Saccharomycetes; Saccharomycetales; Saccharomycetaceae. The coding region runs from base 1 to 1011 and encodes 336 amino acids.